GAUAGAUAGGAGAUCGAUGAACAGGGCGGCCGCCAUUACUGAAGUCAGUCUUAAAAUUUCAUGAUGGACCCCCGUGCCAGUGCCCAGGACGUGAUGCGAUGUGACCUGUGUGAGACCCCUGUAGUACAGAUGCACUGUGAUACAUGUCUUGUCAACCUGUGCGUAGCUUGUGUGGGAGUUCAUUUUUUUGCUGAUCUCUCAAAACCUCACAAAAUUGUUGACUUCAAGGACAGAAAAUCCACUCCCUUCUACCCUAAAUGUAAAUCUCAUGACAAAGAACGAUGUGAAAUGUACUGUAAACAAUGUGACAUUCCUGUCUGCAUCAAUUGUGUUGAUUUUAAUCAACAUUUAGGUCAUGAAUUAUCUAAAAUCUUGCGAGUUAUGGAUGAAAAGAAAGACAUGAUUAUAAAAGAAAAAAAUGAAUUAAAUGAUUCAAUUUACCCAACCUACCAGGACAUUGCCUCUGAUGUACAAAACAGAAUGAGUCAAUUAGAAAAGGAAUACGGAGAUCUCUCAAGAGCCAUAACAAAACAUGGAGAGGACUGGCACAGAGAAAUUGACGAACUUGUCAAGAAACUUAAAGCUGAAGUUGAUGUGAUGAAAAACACACAGUUACAAACUCUACAGAAACAACUAGAUGAAAUAAAUAAGACAAUGUCUGACAUCAAGGAUCAAAUCAAUUCAAUGGAAACUGCAAUAGACACCAAUGAUAUGUCUAAACUAUGGAAUGUCAUGUCAAAAGUACACGCAUACAGAAAUCUUCCACACAAAAUAAUACCAUCUUUACCUAAAUUCAUUCCAGGAAAAAUACAAGGAGAAGAAUUUAAUAAAAUGUUUGGAGACUUAUCAAGUUCUCCAACAUCAGAUGAAUAUGGAUGCAGCAUGGAGACAACACAAAAAUCACCAGAAGAUGGAUCCACACCUCCAGUCAAACAGCUGCUUGAUGAACCAGAGACUGUAACCACCAUAGACACUGGGUAUGGAAAACUUUACUAUGUGGCCUGUAUGCGUGAUGAAAAAAUCUGGACAAGUGGAAACACCAUGAAACUCUACAGCAUUAAUCAGGGAUUACUACUCAAGUCAGUUACAACCAAGUCAGGGAAGGAACCAUUUGACUUAGCAGCGACAGAAAGUGGAGAUCUAGUUUAUACUGAUUACAAUGAUAGAACUGUGAACACUGUGAAGAAUGAGAAGAUAGAGGAGGUGAUCAGACUACAGAACUGGAGACCUCGCGGUGUCUGUUGUACCUCCUCUGGUGACCUCCUGGUUACCAUGAGCAGUGAUGAUGACAAACAAUCAAAAGUUGUCCGUUACUCUGGCUCCACAGAGAAACAAACCAUUCAGUUUGAUGAUAAAUGUAAACGCCUGUAUUUAUUUGGUAAAGACAUAACUGAGAACAAGAACCUGGAUAUCUGUGUGGCUGACUAUAAAGCUAAAGCAGUAGUGGUGGUCAGUCAGGCCGGGAAACUGAGAUUCAGGUACACUGGACAUACUCCUGUUCCAAAGAAUGAACCAUUCAGUCCGCGAGGAAUCACCACAGACAGUCAGAGUCACAUCCUUACAGCUGAUAUCAUAAAUGACUGUGUCCAUAUCAUAGACCAGGAUGGACAGUUCCUCCGUUACAUACACUGUGGACAGAGUAAUCCCUGUGGACUGUGUAUAGAUACAAAUGACAAUCUGUUUGUUGCUCAAUUCAGAAACAGACAAGUCAAGAAAAUAAAGUAUCUGCAAUGAUAUCCAUCACUGCUGUAUUCUCUAUAAUUAAUGAUGUAUGUAACAUUGUUGAUGAAUCAGUAUGGUAAACUAUGGAAUCUUGCAAUAAUACACAUUUCACUCUUUUAUC
This is a messenger RNA of Saccostrea cuccullata (small rock oyster), 1843 nucleotides long. Its product is annotated as tripartite motif-containing protein 55-like. The coding region runs from base 61 to 1734 and encodes 557 amino acids. Gene Ontology annotation, biological process: negative regulation of translation; protein polyubiquitination; proteasome-mediated ubiquitin-dependent protein catabolic process. The record is from RefSeq and is a predicted model, not a curated record. The transcript is spliced from 2 exons. NCBI's taxonomy places the organism in Eukaryota, Metazoa, Mollusca, Bivalvia, Ostreida, Ostreidae. Gene Ontology annotation, molecular function: ubiquitin protein ligase activity; protein binding; translation repressor activity.